AUGGUGGACACACAGCGCUAUUUCCAGCGUAAGCUGGUGCAGGACACACAUUCUCCGCAGAGUCGGAGGGCCGGGGGUCUAAAGAUGUACAAUGAAGUGACCCCGGCAGAGGGGUGCGGAAACAAGAUUUCUCAAGACGUCCCGGAGGCAUCCAUGUCACAGAUCACUGCAGGAACAAGCCCCAAGUCCAACCCAGAGCGGCAGCUCGCACGCUUCUGUGAAUUCAUCUCCACACCCUGGAAAUUUCAGGCAAAUGAGAACUUUUUCCUGCAGGGCUCCUCAUGCCAGUGCUCAUUCAAAACCAUGAUUCCCACUCCAAAUGCCGUUCGCAGGCCAGCCCCGCCACUUCACGCUCACGUCACCCUGCACUGCCUACAGCACACUCCCCCGGGUACACUGAAGACCAGAGGCCAGGCAAGCUCCCACAAUCCUCCACGGCACCCAACUCCUGCAGAAAGCGAGGAAACGGGACCCGGGGCAGCCCCCUCCGCGGUGGCCGAACAAAGGAGUGGAGCGCAGCUGCACGCGCAGGGCGAGCCACCGGGUCCUGCGCCCCUCCUCGUGCGCCGCGGCCCCGGCACACCGCACCUGAACCCCACUCCCCAGGACGCCCCAUUGUUCUGCCUCCGCUUCCCCUUCCCACAGGAAGCCAUACCAUGUCCUUCCAUAGACCCCGGGGGCCAGGAAACUCCAGUGGGCCCGAGGGAUGGAGGGAGGGGUGCGUGGGCCCGUGGAAAGCGGGGUCCCCCGGUGCCCAUAGCUCCGGCCGGCCCCCCGGAGCCACACGGAGCAGCGAUCACCCUCGGGGUGACCUCGAGCGCGCGUGGGCUCACGCCGGAGCGCUGCCGCGCGCCCCGCACGAGCGCCCCGGGAAGCGCUGACCCGCGGCCGCAGGCUGCGGCUGAGCCCCGGGCCCGCGCGCGCACAAAGGCACGGGGCGGGAAGGGACCCGGCACGGGGGAGCGCAGCGUUACCUCGCCCGGCGCCCGCUCUGCCCGCUCCUCCGCCUGCUCCGCCUCCGCGUGCUGCUCGCUGGCCGCCGCCUGGGGGACGCGGGUCCGAACGAACGGUGCGGGGCUCGUGCCACAGCCGCUGCCGCCGCCGCCGAGGGUCCCGCGCCGCGCAGCCCACCGCGCGCCCCGCGUACCUAGCGCCGCGUCCGUCCGCCCGCCCGGCUCCGAGUGCGCUGGCUUCAGGCGCGGCAGCGGCGGCAGCGGCGGCGGCGCGGCCACUCCCCUCUCCCGGCGGGGGCGGCGACCUCGCCCGGACGCGCCCCUCGCUCCAGGGCCGCGGCUCACCCAGGCGCAGGCCGCACAGCGCCCCCCGGUGAGCGCCCGGAGGGGUGGGGACACCCGGGGACGCGCGCUGACCCUUCACCUUGGUCUCUGCGAGAUCGGCGGCGGCGUCCUGCAGACCAGAAAUGCAGAGGCUGACAGCUGGAAGGGCCUGGGCGCGAACUCCGGCACAGAGAACAGUCCUUCCCCAUAUUAUCUCCUCUCCUAG
Molecule: messenger RNA, 1503 nt
Organism: Peromyscus leucopus (white-footed mouse)
Lineage: Eukaryota; Metazoa; Chordata; Mammalia; Rodentia; Cricetidae
Product: basic proline-rich protein-like
Exons: 5
Coding region: 1-1503 (500 amino acids)
Source: RefSeq, a predicted model, not a curated record